Messenger RNA from Penicillium waksmanii, 2040 nucleotides. RefSeq names its product Zn(II)2Cys6 transcription factor. NCBI's taxonomy places the organism in Eukaryota, Fungi, Ascomycota, Eurotiomycetes, Eurotiales, Aspergillaceae. Gene Ontology annotation, molecular function: zinc ion binding; DNA-binding transcription factor activity, RNA polymerase II-specific; DNA binding. The record is from RefSeq and is a predicted model, not a curated record. The transcript is spliced from 8 exons. Gene Ontology annotation, biological process: regulation of DNA-templated transcription; DNA-templated transcription. Bases 1 to 2040 code for a protein of 679 amino acids.
AUGGCGAGCGUCACUUCCGAUAAACCACGAAUGCGCGCAAAGAAGGCUUGCUUGGCCUGCAACUCUCGGCGAGUGCGAUGCAAUGUGCUCGACAUGCAACCAUGUCGCAACUGUGCGGCAUGGAAUCUUACCUGUGAACUGGGGGUAUCGCGGCGUGGAAAGUAUCCUCGCCGAAAGAAGAACAAUUCUUUGGCUUCAGCUACUGCGGAAACGUCCCGCAUAGAGGAGGGCGCGCUAGAGGGGCAGUCACUGCAAUCAGAACCUCUGCAAAAUCACUCAAGUCUUUACAAACCCUCUGCGCGACCAUCUACAGCUGAAAAUACUAUCCAAAAAACUGUCUUUCUCGGCGAAUCGAGCCCUCUGACAUGUGUGGUGGACGAGGGAAGACGAUCACCCGACAAAGGGUAUGCUUGCGGGAUCCAAAAGGGUCGGCUUCAUUACUCUAUUCCAGAAGCGUGCAGCCCCGAGGAAUCCGGUGAUACCUCACUUGGGCUGCAGCGGAAAUCCCUGCAGGAACGUCUUAUUCGCGAGAGUGCCCUGGUCUUUCCAGCCCCUACAGCUUGUGAAGUGCUUAUCCAAGCAUAUUUUGAGUGGUUUCACCCUUGCUUCCCCAUUCUGGACCGCCCGCAGGUACAAAAUGUGUAUCAAGAGAAUACGAUAUCGCCUUUGUUGCUCCAAGGCAUGUUAUUCGUCGGGGUAAGCCUGUGUUCAGACCUCACCUUAAAAACAAUUGGAUUCGCCGAUCGCUAUCAAGCCAAGGGGGUUUUCUAUCAGCGCGCGAAAGAAAUAUACGAUGUCGGGUGGGAAACCGACACGAUCGUUAAAUUACAGUCGCUAUUUCUCCUGAGCUUCUGGCGCGGAGGUCCGACCGAAGAGCGAGAUGUGCGCUUUUGGCUUGGGGCUGCCACUGACCUGGCGCAAAAAAAGGGAAUGCAUGUGAUGUCGAAAUUAUCAUUUCUGAGCUCUCGCGACCAGAAAAUAUGGAAGAGGAUAUGGUGGGCUCUAUACGUACGCGAUCAACAAACAUCUGCUGCCUUAGGUUUGCCAUCUCGGAUUCGCGAUGAAGAUUGUGAAGCCGCAGAGCUGGAACCAUCUGACUUCGAGGAACUUGAUACUACUGAAUUCUCCGAAGUCUUUCGAAAACCGCCCACUGCGCAUGUCAAUUAUGUGAUCGGAAUGGCUCAGCUUGCAAAACUAUUACGAGAGGUUGUCACCAGUCAAUAUCUGCCAGGCCGCUCAAAGCUAGACAAUCCGCAGCGCUCAGCCCUUCACCAGCAAUUGGUCGAGUGGGAAUCAAAUCUGCCACAGGAGAUGCAUUUUCAAUCGUCUCCUAGCCGACAGGUCACCUAUCUUGUGGGGAUGCUGCAUAUGGCUUACAAUAAUUUGUAUGUACUUCUGUACCGACCGAUAUUUUUGCAACCUCCAAGUGCGUCGAUGAGUCUGGAAGGGAAUAUCGCCUUGGAUGCAGCGACAAGAAGUACUCGAAUACUCGAAGAUAUGCUCUCGGAGAAUUUACUAACGUCUCGUCUGAGUAGUAUCACGCAUACCUUCUCUGCUCUAUGUAUUCAUACGAUUCAUUUCGGACGAGUCACCGGCACAGCUCGCAAGCUGGCCGAACACAGGGCAAAACUCUGUCUCCUCGGUCUUAAAGAACUCCAAAAAUCAUGGGAUCUGGAGAAUUGGGUUUUAGAUCUUUUCUUUCGAUGCUUGGAUGACCGCACUGCGAAAAAUCUGCGACUGGCCGAGGCGGACUGCCUUCAACGCUGUCUACUCAACUUGCAAAAGGAUUCUCCAUCAUUCAACAUGACUUACGGCAACAUUGCCCAACCCCUAUCCCCAGCCUCUCAUAACAACGAGAUGAUGAUAAGCACGCAAGAAGCCCCUUUCCCCAACCUCUCAGAAGAUGCUGCGAUCAAUAUGGACUGGUAUGAGUUGUUUAACAACACAGAGGGAGAUGAUGUCAUGGGGCUGGCGGGCCCUUUGACGAAUCCGGACUAUCUCAACCCGCAAAAUCUGGAAUUUUUGUAUAGAUUUUUAUGA